Molecule: messenger RNA, 1300 nt
Organism: Aspergillus heteromorphus CBS 117.55
Lineage: Eukaryota; Fungi; Ascomycota; Eurotiomycetes; Eurotiales; Aspergillaceae
Product: glycolate oxidase
Exons: 2
Coding region: 71-1210 (379 amino acids)
Molecular function (GO): oxidoreductase activity; FMN binding
Source: RefSeq, a predicted model, not a curated record
GAUCCCAAGAAGCUGGAGGAGGAAGCACAUAAGCGGCUCAGCCAAGGAGGCUGGUAAGCUUCCCCAACCGAUGUCUCAUUUCCAAUAUCGAGUCAGCCAUAUUAACCUCCCCAGGCUCUACGCAUCCUCCAAUGCGGGCAUGUCCAACACCCAUCUGGCCAAUCGACAGGCGUUCUUCCGCCAUCGCAUUAUCCCCCGCCAGCUGGUGGACACCAACUUGCGCGACACCACCACCGAGAUCUUCGGGCACCGUGUUUCCGCUCCGAUCGGGUUCGCGCCCAUCGGGAUCAACAAGAUCUACCAUCCCUCGGGCGAGAUUGCAGUGGCCAAGGUCGCUGGUGAACUCAACCUUCCUUACUGUCUCUCCACAGCGGGGAGCUCGCCGAUCGAGAAGGUCGGCAAGGCCAACGGGAAGGGCCCUCGCUUCUACCAGUUAUACAUGCCCCACGAUGAUGAAUUGACCUUGUCCUUGCUCAACCGUGCCUGGGACUCCGGGUUUGACGCGCUUAUCCUCACGACCGAUACCUGGCAGCUAGGCUGGCGGCACGACGACGUCGCCAAUUCCAACUAUGCCUUCUACCGCGGUAUCGGGGCUGAUCUGGGAUUGACGGAUCCAGUGUUCCAGAAACGCUGCCGGGAGGCCGGCAUUGACGUGGAGAAAGAUAAGGUGGCUGCUUCGACCAAAUGGAUCGACUCCGUCUGGCAUGGGCGCGCAUGGUCGUGGGAGAAAAUCCCCUGGCUGAUUGAGCAAUGGAAGAAGAUCUCGGGUGGUCGGCCCUUCGUGAUCAAGGGCAUCCAGUCAGUGGCGGAUGCAAAGAAAUGCGUCGAGUACGGGGUGGACGGUAUCGUCGUGAGUAACCACGCCGGUCGACAGGUGGAUGGAGCGAUUGCCAGUCUCGAUGCUCUAGAGAAUAUUGCGAGCGCCGUCGGGGAUAAGAUUUACAUCAUGUUCGAUUCGGGAGUCCGUGGAGGCAGUGAUGUCGCCAAGGCGCUUUCCCUGGGAGCACGUUUUGUUUUUGUCGGUCGGCUCUGGAUCUGGGGCCUCAGUAUCAUGGGCGAAGAAGAAGUCCGUCAUGUGAUGAAGUCGUUGCUGGCCGAUUUCGAUAUCUUGAUGGCUGUUGGUGGAAUCAACAAGGUCGACGAGUUCGACAAAUCCGUACUAGAAUCCUAUCCAAAGUCAUACUCGAUGAUUCCAGAGAAGGUUCUUUAAUUUUUGAAUGCGAAGAAAACCUCCAUAACACAGGGUUAGACUGGCUAUAGACCGAGGGGAUACACGAAGUAACGACAAUAUGAAUGAUAU